Messenger RNA from Fusarium oxysporum Fo47, 2440 nucleotides. RefSeq names its product TRAMP complex RNA-binding subunit. Gene Ontology annotation, molecular function: nucleic acid binding; zinc ion binding. Lineage: Eukaryota; Fungi; Ascomycota; Sordariomycetes; Hypocreales; Nectriaceae. The record is from RefSeq and is a predicted model, not a curated record. Bases 188 to 2083 code for a protein of 631 amino acids. The transcript has a single exon.
GUUUCUUUGACCAGGAUAGUCACAAACAAUUUCGAAGAAGCCAAGUGGCUCUGAGAAUUUUGCUUGAGGUUGAGUUUCACGUUAAGUCGGAUGCGCCAAGGUCUGAAACCCACAGAUUCAGAUUCGAUACUGCGUUCAAGCUGGCACGUCUCCCGGAUUCGAUAAGGACUGCCGGUUCCGCAUCGGCAUGGCAGAUGAAGAAUUUGACCCAGGUGAGGUCAUUUACUUGUCCAGUGGAGACGAAGCAGCUGCAGCUGCCAAGAAAAGGCCUCUCGAGGAUGAUCCAACACCUGAGCCCAAGCGCUUGAGGAGUCAUGCGCGUGCGGCCAAAGUCCCCAGAAUCGAGGAGCAAUCUGUAAAAGGAUCGAAGCCCACAGAGGAGUCGACAGCCGUUGGCAAGUCCUCAGCGCAGUCAAUCACAUCAGGUGACUCCGCACCCGAAGAUUCUGGCGAAAUCCCUGACUACAAGCAAGGUAGGGCCAGCUUCAAAAUACCCAACCUCGUGGAUAAGAAAGGCGGCUCCUGGCUUAAACGGUUUAAGGACUGGGUCAAGGCAUUCCACGCCCUCAAUCCGGGAAAGUGUGAUGCCAUUACCUCAUCAUUAACUUACUCUGCUUAUGGCUACUAUAUUGAUCACCACGCCGGCUUGAAGCCCAAGAAGAGGAAGACUGCAAAGCAAGUUGCAAAGGAGCUUGAAAGCACUGGCGAACUUCAAGCUCUUAUUGGAAAUCUCCAUUCUUUGAGCAGUUGUGGACCUAAUCAGCCAACUCUUGACAGCUGGGUGACAAGGCAACCCCGACAGGAACCUGUUAACAAAGGUAAAAACUCACGCGCUUCUAGCGUAAGCGAGGGGGAAAUUGACGAAAAGGACGAGGAUGGCUCCGAAAGCGAAGCUGAGUACGAACCAACCUUAAACAAGACUGAGAGGAUUGAAGAAGAUGCCAGAGAAGAGUACGCAUCAGGCAUGAAUAUACCUGCAAAUGGCAACUCAACACCCAAAGUUUCAGAUUUCCAGAGCUUACCACCAAUUAACACUCACCGGAAUGUUCCCACCGGUGAUAAUGCAUUAGAACAACAGCGCAGAUACUUCCCGUCGGCCAUGGAUCCUGCCCAGAUGUGUCUUCUUUGUGGGCUGAAUACACAUCUGGCACCUAGCUGCCCAUCCCUUAUCUGCUCUUCAUGUGGAAGUUUGGAACACUCAAAAAUCUGUUGCCCUGAAAAGGAACGAUGCAACAAAUGCCGCCAACUUGGCCACCAAGCAGGCCAAUGCACUGAGAAACUGGCUUUGACCAAGGAAGAAGGUCUUGCCUGUGUCUUUUGCAGCUCAAUGGAUCACCUUGAGGAACAGUGUACACAGGUGUGGCGAUCGUUUUACCCGGAUGUAUCUUCAGUCAGAAAAGUUGCGUUUAUUCCUGCAUCGUGCGCUGUGUGCGGUAGUGAUAGGCACUUUUCUUCGGACUGCAAUGCGCACCGCAAUGCCGUCUCUAAUCCUACAUGGUCUGUGAAGAACCGCGAUCAAUAUAUUGACCCGGAUUGUGGCUCAGUGCCGAUCGAAGGGGAGGCGGGAGGGCAGCAAAAUGCAAGGACCACGAGAGCCCCCGACCUUAAGAUUCGCGGUCACGCUGCGCGAACGACCAACAUUCACUACUCAGAGAGCGACGACUCGGAAGUGGAGUUUCUAGGCCACAAACGCGUUCAGAAGCCAGCGAUCGGCCAAAUUCGAAUGGCCAGUAACAUCCAGAUGCCAAACAUGCAAAACGGAGGGUCGAGACGAAACAACAGACAGAAUGGCGUGCCAGUCCAGCCUCCUCUCCCUCCUGGGCCGCCUCCUGGACUACCGCCCAUGCGAGGUUCCUUUGGGCACCCGCCUCCACCGGGUGCUCCGUCCGGACAAUUUCCAUCGCUACCCAGGAAGCCUCCUAUCCAAGACUAUAGGAACGUCCCCCCGCCAUCUCGCCACGGCUCUCAGGGACCCGGAAGGUCGCAUGCUAGCAACGGGCCACAAGGGUCCAAGCCUAGAGGAGGUGGACGUGGAGGUCGUGGCGGUCGUGGACGGGGCAGGGGCAGAGGGAGGGGCAGAUGAAUGCUUGUGGUUUGAACGAAGCACCAACACAUAUGCAUUGGUUGGAAUCGAACUAGAGAUGAUGGAGAGUUGUGAUGCCUUCGGAGCAGGGCAUCCUACGAGUUGGUUGGCGCACAAAAGCCUAGCUGGUCGCCCACAGCGGGACUUGUCCAGACUUGGCGAACGGGCUUUUCGACUAUGAUACCCACCAGCAUGUGCUUCAUUAAUAGCACCUGGUACUCAUAUUGGCCGUUUCUCUUUUAAACAAAAAUGGGAAACGACGAGACUGAAACAACUGUGAACCACGAACACCAAUAGUUUUCAAGCUAUGAAUAAACAUAUGGAACGAAUGAGGGCUUGGACAUGCCAAUAAGCUCA